Messenger RNA from Daktulosphaira vitifoliae (grape phylloxera), 3120 nucleotides. RefSeq names its product blood vessel epicardial substance-B-like. The record is from RefSeq and is a predicted model, not a curated record. Gene Ontology annotation, molecular function: cAMP binding. Lineage: Eukaryota; Metazoa; Arthropoda; Insecta; Hemiptera; Phylloxeridae. Bases 603 to 1883 code for a protein of 426 amino acids. The transcript has 7 exons. Gene Ontology annotation, cellular component: sarcolemma.
CACAUACAGACUAUAGUUCGUGGUUCAGACACCAACCUGCAUCAUUGAAACCUACAAUUUAUUUGCGUAUUAAAAAUAUAAAUAACAUAAUUCUACAAAUAUUUUAUAUUAUUGUUUUUUCGAAAAUGUUAAUUGUAUAUAAAUAUAUGCAAUAUUUUUUUUGUUAUCGGUAAAGAUUUAUUCGAAAUUAAAAUUUUAAGUAAUAAAUUUCUGUUAUUAAUAUAAUGUUAAACAAUGAUAAGCUACGGUUUACAGUUUUUGUUACAAUUUAACAAAUAACUGUUGUUAUGGACUUGUCCUUAUUGACAUUUGCGCGUGAACUAAUAAUUAAUUAAAAAGGAUAUUUUCACUGGUUUGGUUGCAAAAUUCGGUAAUGGGGAUUCUCAAUAAAAUUUUCACCGUCAAACAGUCUAAUGAUAGUCUGUUUGCUAUGUCAACUACUACUGUUUUCAUUACAACGUUACAAGAUGGGACUAUUGGUAAUAUUAUUAGCAAGGAUAGUCACGACCGUGAGUCCUGUAACUGAUACAAUUUACAAUGGUACUGCCUCAUCGGAGUAAUCAAACAGCGAUUAUUAUUAUUACUACGAUAACAAUUCUGAAAUGGCUUCUUUUAUACCGCUAAAUGGUACAACUCGACUGGAAGAACGAUUUGAAAAAUUAGCCUGCGAAUGGAUACCUGCUCAACAAAGUGUGUUUCAGUUUUCAAACUUUUGUUUUCUCGCUGCCUUUAUAGUUCCAAGAAGCUAUAAGCUUAGUGUAUUGUCUCUAAGGGCUUCACUAUUUUUAGGAUUUAUAUUGUCAAGUAUAUGGGCUUCCACGGAUGUCUGUGCCAUGGAUGCACUAAUUUGGUACUGUUUAAUGGCCUUGGUGAAUGGAGUGUAUACCGUCAAGCUAUGCAAAAAGUUUAUGCCUCCAACAUUAUCAACAGAGUUGAUGGAACUGUAUCUACGAGUGUUGAAACCGCUUAAAAUUAGUCAAAAACAUUUCCGAGAGCUUACUCGUGAAGCAUCUAUUAUGGAAUUGACUCCUGGACAAUGUUACGCUGUUGAGGAUGUCACUGCCAGCAAUGAACGCUUAUCAAUUUUACUCAGGGGCAGAUUCAACGUGACGUGUGAAGGUACUCAAUUACAUCACAUUAAUGCGUAUCAAUUUGUUGACUCACCUGAAUGGAUGGCUUCAUACCUCAUGCAUAGCGAACCAUUGUUUCAAGUUACUAUAACGGCUGCUGAAGAUUGCGUUUAUUUAUGUUGGCAGAUUCCAAAACUCAAUCGAAUUCUUCAACAUAGACCUCAACUUCUUGCGGUUUUUUCAAGUAUAAUAGGUAAAGAUGUCACACACAAAAUGUAUUCCCUGAAUGAACAGCUUGGACAAGCAAAGAGCUACGAUGAUCAAACACGCGCGGCUCACAAUGAUCAUUGGCGACAAGCAAUUUAUCGGAGUGUCAGUUUUGAUGCUUUGAAUACAGGAACUAAAGGUACAGUUAGAUCUGAUGCUUGGAAGCGAUACCGACAGCGCAAGACAUCCAUUUUUUCUUACAACAGUGAUGAUACAUCACGAGGUCAAAGAAAUCGAAAAUGUUGGAUUCCAAUUGUGUCUGCUACACAAAUAGCGACAAAUACACCAUUUAUGAGCAUGGAUGGCCAAUCAGGUACCACUUCAGGUACUGAUGAUGAAAAUGAAAUUAUAUUACCUGUACAAUCUGGUGAUAUUCCACUUUAUCGGCUUGGUGGAAAACAAUCAAUUGCACUAAUUCCAGUUGUCAUGCCAGUGGUACCAAACACCGCGGGACUAAAUCAUAAUGCUCAACGACUAGCUUCAAUGCGACGACAUAGUAGCCAUCAUAGCAACAGAGAAGUUAAAUUCAACGAGACAAUUUUAUAAAAUUACAAUUGUUGUAUAGCAUAAAAUAUGAAUUCAGUAUGCUGUGUAGGGUUUCGCCAAAAUAAAUUAAAAAAAAUAAAAAAGGCUCAAACAAAUUCACAAACAGUAUUAGGGGAAUUUGGAAUGUUACUUCAAUAUUCAAGUUAGAUCUUUUCCACUGGUUAAGUAUAAUUAAAUUUUUAAUUUAAAUAUUGGUUGAAAAUUCGUGUAAAACAAAUAAAGCUAAUCGUAUUUUAAAUAUUCGCCUUGAUGAUAGUUACGAGUUUACAAAUAGCUGUAAUUAAUGUUUUUUAACCGAGUAAUAUUAAUCAAUUAAAUUAUACAGUUGAAAUAUAUUGUAAUAUAGAUUAUUUUUGAGAAAAAUUUUAAUUCAUAUAAAUAAAUAUUUAUAAUUUAUUAAUUGAACUCUCAAAUGCUACGUAUUACGGCUUGAAUACAUAUCUGCUACCUAGACACCCGUCGAUGUUUAAUAAAUUCUUUUCACAUGAAAACAAAUGAUUGAGUUUGGAGCUUUUUGGUACUUCUUUUUAUCCACUCUAGAUAUCAGAGUAUUUCGAAAAAAAUGACAGAGUGGUGUCGUGCCACUCUUGCUUAAUUGUAAAUGUUUUUAAAUAGAAUUAAUCCUAUGAUAGUGUAAUUAGGAGAUUGCUAUUAUGUGCAUUGCUUUCUUAAAUAAAUAGGUGGAAUAAAGAGUUUUUAUGUUAGAUUGAAAGUCCAUAAAUAAUAAUUGAUGUACACCUUAAUUUACUUGCUUGACAAUCAUAUAAAGUGUGAUUUAUUAAUAAUACUACCCCCUGUAUUAUGGUUCAAUGAUUUUUUCAUAAAAAUUGUAAUUAUUUUUAUAAGCCAUAGCAAUUAUGACGUUUAUUGUAAGAAAAAGGUAUUUUUGAGAUAGAAUUUGAGGUUAACUCUCGAAAAGUAAAUUGGAGCCUAUCAUUGAUUUCAUAAAAUUUAAUGAAUACAAUUUUGACUAGUUUUGUAUUUAUAUUUUCUAAUACAAUUACGUAUUUUUAAAAUUAGGUGUUGUAUUGUUAAUAUAUCACACUGUAUAUACAGUAUUCAUCCGUUAACUAAUUUUUAUUGCACAUUUGUAUAGUGUAUUAAUAUAAUACGAUAGUUUCUUAUUUUUACGUUUAACUCAAUAUUGUUUUAAUUAUCUUAUUUAUUGAAUAAUAAUUUAAUCAUUAAUAAGAACAAAUUAAAUAUUCUAUUGCCAAUAUUAUAAGAAUUUUAAGUU